UCGUUCUCAAACGACACAUCAGUAGUAUCCAGGCGAUAGUGUACCACCUGAGGAGGUUCAAACCUGUAGAACUUCUUCAGCUCUGCCUGCAACACGUAUGGGAAGUUUAUUGUACGAUUUCUUUUAGACAUGGACGAUUUAAAGGCGUGAACAAAAUUCAUUCUGCUGGACGAAACCACAUUUUUUAUUUAUUUUAUAGUUCCAAAGGCUGAAGCUGGAUUAUAAUUGUGAAUGGGAAUUUAUCACCGAAGAUCCGCUAAAGUUGUCUAGGAUGUAAUCUGGACGACGGAAUGAUGUCAUCUGGAAGUCUGAGAAUGCUAAUAAAUGUAUAAAAAAAAUGACGAGCGUCAGCUGUUUCCAGCGGCGUUUCAGACGCACAGUGCCAUCACGGAGAGAAAGCAGCAGCGAACUCGUCACGGCGCCGGUUCACUCAAGAGUCAACGGAUGGUCCUCACCACUUCAUGUUCUUCAGCCGGUGGCAUGGCUCAUAUACAGCUUCAUGGCCAUCGUCGGCUUUGGAGUUUAUAUCCCACUCCUGCCUCCACCGUGGAACUACAUUUCAUACGGAGUGAUCGGUACAGCCUUCGUCCUACACUUGUUGACUCAUCUGGCGGCGGUGACCACGGACCCAGCCGACUAUGCUGUGCGUGCGAAGAAGGAUUACUCCAUCCCUAUGCCCGUGUUCGACAGGAAGAAGCAACCGCAUGUCAUACACAAUCUGCACUGCAACCUGUGUGACGUUGAUGUGGGAUCUAAAGUGAAACACUGCGGCAGCUGCAACAAAUGCAUUGCAGACUUUGACCACCAUUGCAACUGGCUCAACAACUGUGUAGGAAGGAGGAACUACUGGCUAUUUUUUGUCACCGUGCUUUCGGCUGCUUGCGGAGUUUUCCUCCUCAUCCUGGUCAUCUCAUUCGUCUUCAUCGAACACUUUGUGAAUCCUGAGAUUCUUCGUACAGCAGCUGCUUUUCAAGCUGCUAACGGAAGCACGAUAUGGUUUGCAUUUCUACCAGUAGCACCAGUGCAGACCAGUUCAGCCAGUCUGCUGGUGUUGGCUGUCAUCACUGUCAUCAUCGCACUCGCCUCAUUCCUACUGCUGUGCCACUUACUGCUCUUCCACAUAUACCUGUUAUAUAAAGGCAUGAGCACCUAUGAGUACAUAAUGAAGCAGCGCCAGUUGCAGAUCUCCAGGCAGCAGGAGAAAGGAACCACACAGCCGUCUUCCUCUGACAGAACUACAUCUCAGAACCUCGGACCGUUCAAGAUGUCUCUAGGGUGUAAUGGACUAUUGUCUGGAAAAUCAAGUAUCUUCAAGUACCAAGACAGAGGGAGGUCAAUGGUCUCAAGAAGCAUCUGUUCUCAGAGGAAACCUCAGUCUGCUGGUGGAGAGAUCGGUCCAAACUACGGCUCGAAUUCAGCUAUACAAGUGAUACCAGGUGUAGCUCCAGGAGGUUGGAUGAUGAGUAUGAACCGGAUAGAGAGACCGUCGACCGUACAAAGCGAAGACCCCGUCGUUCAGAGUCCUCUCGGCACCUCCACCGUAGACCCGGCUGAGGUUCGACAGCAGUGAUGCUGAACUCCUCACUGCAGCAAGUAUAGUCAGCUCUUCCGUGGAUACACACAUACAGAACGAGCCGCUGCGAUUUUUGCACACACACUUUUUACAAGCACGGGACGUGAAAACUCUUCUUCACUCGUCUUCAGUAUGUGCAUUAUCCUGGUCAGUAUAAAGGGGGAUUGGGAGCCUAUCAGAGGAACACUGGGUAGGAGGUAAGGAUACGAGUCUGUUAUGCACACUCCUAUUCAUAACUAUGUUGUGUAAGCCAGUGCUUCUACUGGAAGUAUUUUGAGAAACACACACACAAAGAAUAUGUCAAACAACACCACCCAAACUCCGCCUUGAACCGGGAACCCUGGAUCCCAUCAUGCUGAACAGAUGCUGACUAGACAUAUGUUCACUAUUUGUGUUCACA
Messenger RNA from Hemibagrus wyckioides, 1973 nucleotides. RefSeq names its product zinc finger DHHC-type containing 11 (gene zdhhc11). Gene Ontology annotation, cellular component: endoplasmic reticulum; Golgi apparatus. NCBI's taxonomy places the organism in Eukaryota, Metazoa, Chordata, Actinopteri, Siluriformes, Bagridae. The transcript is spliced from 11 exons. The coding region runs from base 338 to 1570 and encodes 410 amino acids. Gene Ontology annotation, biological process: protein targeting to membrane; peptidyl-L-cysteine S-palmitoylation. Gene Ontology annotation, molecular function: protein-cysteine S-palmitoyltransferase activity. The record is from RefSeq and is a predicted model, not a curated record.